Messenger RNA from Danio rerio (zebrafish), 743 nucleotides. RefSeq names its product HIG1 hypoxia inducible domain family, member 2A (gene higd2a). Lineage: Eukaryota; Metazoa; Chordata; Actinopteri; Cypriniformes; Danionidae. Gene Ontology annotation, cellular component: mitochondrial membrane. The record is from RefSeq and is marked provisional.
CACUUCCUGUUGUCAUCAUGGCUACUGCUGCGGCUCCUGUCAGUCCAGAUCAGCCGGGGAAAAGCGCUUCUCCGCCGGUUCUGCUGGAUCUUUCUCAACCCCCCGUCAUCGAGGGCUUCAGUCCUACUUCGCGAACUAGAGAGGAGGGUUUCAAGGACAAAUUCAUCAGGAAAACCAAGGAGAACCCGUUCGUUCCUAUAGGUUGUUUGGGAACAGCAGGAGCUCUCAUCUACGGCCUCGGAGCCUUCAAACAGGGAAAAACCCGUCAGUCUCAGCUGCUGAUGAGGACUCGUAUCUUCGCUCAAGGCUUCACCGUGGUGGCCAUUAUAGUAGGUGUAGCUGCUACAGCGCUGAAGGCCAAACCGUGAAACAACCCAAAAAACACACUGAUUGACCACUGAUGGGCCUUAUGGCUGAAAAAUGACGCCAAUGUGGAAUUCAGAGCAUUUAUAUUAUAGUAAGAAGAAGGUGGCGGUGUUUAUACACUUCAUGUGCCACUCCUGAAAUGCAUUUAAUGCCCAGUAUUUAUCGUUAAGCGGUAAAAAAGCGGCCUCUUUUUGUCUGCUUUUCCAUAUUGAUGACUAGUGCAUUGUUUUUUUUAUCAUCAUGCCUGUGUAUUUAGAAGUGUGGUGUAAAAUAUGCAAAUAUAAUAAUUGCAUUUAGCUUAUAAGGGAUAAAUGCAAGUCUCGUUUCUUUAUUAAUAAUAAUACAUUAAAAAAGUCACAAUAAAAGGCUGAGUUCAA